GAGGAUGGCUCAGAGGCAGCUAUGAUGUAAUCAGGCAGGGAGGCAGAGUCAGAGCUGGAUCCAAGCCGCUCGCCACGGACGCAUCUCUGCAGCGAGGAAACCCGGAACGAAGCCGUCAGGAAGCGGAUUGAGGGAGCAGAUCGGCGUCGGUGGAGGAUGGAGGAUGGAGGAGUCAUGCUGCGGGGGUUUGAUCGGAUCCUUUCUCCUCCUCCGGGGAAGAGGCGAGUGGAUGCGGGAUGCUGCUGGUGAAAUUCCCCAUCUGUCAUCAUAGAUGAUGAUGACAGGAGCUCCGGCUUUCAGCGCAUUCAGGCCCUUCAUUCCUGCAGCUCGGAUCUGAUGCUUUAAGACGGAUCAGUUUCUGUAGCAAACAGACAUCUGCUGCCAGGAUCCAUUUCCCUUUCUGAGAGAUUUUUAAUGCAGACCGUGGGUUUGGUUGCAGAGUCCAUGCAGUAGCUGCCCACUGUGGGCCCCUGUGACUCCACAGGAGCGUGGGGGCUUCUGACCGUCUCACAGGGGGACUGCAGGUCCUUCCAGCUCAGGGUUGAACCAUGGCCAAUGAACCUGUCAUCCUGAACGUUUAUGACAUGUACUGGAUAAACGAAUACACCUCCAAUCUGGGCAUCGGAGUCUUCCAUUCAGGGAUCGAGAUUUAUGGCCGAGAAUUUGCAUACGGCGGCCAUCCCUACCCUUUUAGCGGCAUCUUUGAAAUCAACCCUGGCAACGCUGCUGAACUGGGAGAGACUUUCAAAUUCAAGGAGGCUAUUGUUUUGGGCACCACAGACUUCACAGAAGAGGACAUAGAUAAAAUCAUGGAGGAGCUGGGUAAAGAGUUCAAAGGGAACGCCUACCAUCUAAUGCACAAAAACUGCAACCACUUCUCCUCCUCGCUGUCUGAGUUGCUCUGUGGAAGAGAAAUCCCUCGCUGGGUCAACAGACUGGCAUAUUUCAGCUCCUGCAUCCCCUUUCUGCAGAGCUGCCUGCCCAAAGAGUGGCUAACCCCGGCCGCUCUGCAGAGCCACAUCAGCCUCGGCCUUCACAAAGAAGAGCAGAACGAGUCGAGCGACGAGGACCCUUCGUCGCCGUCCGGGGCGGCUGGCUCUGGCUCCUCCCACAAAUGUCGCCACACCCGGGUCUGAACUCAACCCUCGUCUUCUGAACUGUGGACUCAUCUGUCACUGCUACCGGUGACCUCAGUAGGCUUGAGCAACCAUCUGACCUCAUACUGUUUGGCCUCUGAAUGAAAAGAGAUGGGGUGAAACGAGUCUUCUCUUUAGAGCAGGAACUGCUGACAGACACUUCAGACCUACAGACUCCCCGACAAACUCUGAGACUUGAAGGAUGACUUCAACAGUAAAUAUAGAUCUGAAGUUUGUAGUAUAACAUUCUGAGUCUUUUACAAAAAAAUAUCAAAACCUUUGUCAGCCUUGUUCCCUGCCCUGCCUUCAAAGCUGCUUUUGUAGGAAAAAAAACAUUUCUAGAUAGUAAAAUUACCAGGAAACUGCUAAUCUCUGCAAGUCCUCGAUAAAUAACCUCUAUGUGGCCUUCAGAUGACAUUGCUGAUUCCAGUUUCCUAACAUUUAACUACUCUUUGGCCAAUUUAGAGGGUGAACAGGUCAAUCAGGCAUGGGGGUUGGAGUUGUUAUUUAUUUAAGGGAAAUGUUGCAUGUUAAUAGGAUGUCAGAAAUAAGGCAACUUAAUUGUAAUCUGUAACGAAGUAUGUGACCCCUAAAGAUUUUUUAAUCACAUUUAAAUGAUCAGAAAUGAGUUAUAAUCUAAGUUAUAAUCUAAUCUAAUCCUCCCUACAGUUGCAGAGUUAAUAAGCCAUUAGCUGAGUAACCAGUUUUCUAAUGGUUGCAAACAAUCAGAGGUAAAUGCUUUUAGAACAGCUGCUGCUCAUUGAGCCUCAAGCAGCUCGGUCGUUUUCUCUGACCGUCUCAGAGAAAACGCUAUAGUUGCUCUUAGUUACCAACUACAUUUUCUGACUACUCUUUUUUUAUUCAAAUGAUCUUUAUACUGUAAGCUGCUGAUGGAUAGAAAAUGUUGGUUUCCAGCCAGAAAUGGCUCCUCUUAUAAACUCUGUUUUCACCAUUUGAACUGCAGAAAUAGAGGUGCUGAGAAACAAAAGAGGUGGAAAUCUAUUAUUUUCUAAACUUCAAGAGCCUGAUAUCCAGUCUGUGGUUAUUUUCAGAAUAGCAUUAAGAUUGGCCACAGCUCAACCAACCGUAUUGACUUUUUAAACUGUUUCUUGUUCAUACAGAAAAUCGUGAAAAUACGGAUUUCUUUUUAGAGUUUAUGUGCUGAACUGUGCUUAGUUUAGGAACAGCUGCAUAGGAAGAGAGGCUCCUUAUGGGAGAAGUCUCAUAGUUUAGAGGAUAAAUAAUCAGCUAUAAAGAAAAAGAUUGGUUUUCCCUUUGAUUUAUUUUCUUUGUGAUGAUUAUGCAAGCCAUAGACAUGCUGAAAAGAAGAUGAUACCUUUGGAGAGGGAUGGGCUCAUCUUUCCACACAUCGCAGAUCUGUCCACAACUUGCUUAAACUCUUUUACUCAAAAGUUUAAAAAAAUUCAAAAAAGGAUACAAGUCGAAAUAUUUGCAGUAAAAAAAAUGCUGAAUUGAAACUGACUUGAGAAACACUC
Messenger RNA from Cyprinodon variegatus (sheepshead minnow), 2632 nucleotides. Its product is annotated as desumoylating isopeptidase 2-like. Lineage: Eukaryota; Metazoa; Chordata; Actinopteri; Cyprinodontiformes; Cyprinodontidae. Gene Ontology annotation, biological process: protein deubiquitination. Gene Ontology annotation, molecular function: deubiquitinase activity. Bases 549 to 1136 code for a protein of 195 amino acids. The record is from RefSeq and is a predicted model, not a curated record. The transcript is spliced from 6 exons.